UGCAAAGCUCCAUGUGACGAUCUGUCAUCUCAGAAGAGACUCUUCCUGACUGAAAGGACUUACACAACAGCGAGGAUGAAAGUCGUGGGAUCUACAUGCGCUCUGAAGAGCAAGGUCGGUGGAGACGAUGUGGUCCGCUGCCUGUCGGAUCAGAGCCUGAGCAUCUCCAAGUGCAAGCUGCCGUUGCUGGAUGAGCACAUGAGCGUCUUCCUGCAGGACAUGAACAGCUGCUACAGCAAGCUCAAGGAGCUGGUGCCCACACUGCCUGCCAACAAGAAGGCAAGCAAGGUGGAGAUCCUGCAGCAUGUCAUUGACUACAUCUGGGAUCUUCAGGUGGAGCUCAACGAGCCUGGCAAGAAGAUCUCCUCCACUCCACGCAGUCCUCUCACUACUCUUAACGCAGAGCUCGGCAGCAUCUCUGUCGAGAAUGGCUGCUCUGAUGACAGAAUUGCGUGCCGUUAAGGAAGAAGAUACACCAGGACAACUCCACUGGUCCCAUUGGUGCAACUUAAGAGCAUCUCUGACCAACCAAGAAAGACCAAGAGUGCUGCUUCCCUCCACACGCCUUGAAGUGUGUGUGUGUGUGUGGUGGGGUCUGGUGAUUUCCAUCCGGUGUACAGCAGACUGUGGUCAAAUCUAUGAGGACAUUCCUCGGGUCAAAUCUCUGAAAUAUGUGAUGAUCAUCCAUCCCUAGAUUGGUCAUAUUUCACAUGGGCUGCACAGAUGGCUGUCUGCUGUGGAAUCCACGGCACCGUUAACAACACACAGCCAGCCAGCCCACUAAUCUGUUUUUCUUUUUUUGUAUACUUUGCUUUAUUCCCAAUGCUUUUAUAUGGUCACAUCUUUAGAAAGAUUUGAUAUUGUGUUCUUAUAUAAAGCCUUGAUUUCUCAGAUUGCUGAGCAAAACAGAAUGUAUUGUAUAUUACAAUGGAUGUCUUAUUGUGUUUUUACAAUGUGUACAUAUCUAUGUGGUUUUUUUUAUUAAAACAAGACCAAAAAACCCCCCCUUUA
Neoarius graeffei (lesser salmon catfish) is the source of this 1011-nucleotide messenger RNA. It is a transcript of the gene id1, whose product is annotated as inhibitor of DNA binding 1, HLH protein. Gene Ontology annotation, cellular component: cytoplasm; nucleus. The transcript is spliced from 2 exons. Lineage: Eukaryota; Metazoa; Chordata; Actinopteri; Siluriformes; Ariidae. Bases 76 to 462 code for a protein of 128 amino acids. Gene Ontology annotation, biological process: cell differentiation; circadian regulation of gene expression; negative regulation of transcription by RNA polymerase II. Gene Ontology annotation, molecular function: protein dimerization activity; transcription regulator activity. The record is from RefSeq and is a predicted model, not a curated record.